This is a messenger RNA of Vicia villosa (hairy vetch), 744 nucleotides long. RefSeq lists its product as uncharacterized. Bases 1 to 744 code for a protein of 247 amino acids. NCBI's taxonomy places the organism in Eukaryota, Viridiplantae, Streptophyta, Magnoliopsida, Fabales, Fabaceae. The transcript has a single exon. The record is from RefSeq and is a predicted model, not a curated record.
AUGACUUGGUACAAGAAUCUGCCAAGGAACUCGGUUCGCUCCUGGGCCGAAUUCAAAGACAAGUUCUCCCACCACUUCACCGGAUCUCGUCGGCACCCGAAGACAGAGGCCUCUCUGGAAGCUAUAGUACAGGGACCAACCGAGCCACUCCGAGCUUUUUUGGACCGGUUCAACCGCAAAGCAGUUCAGGUGCCCACAACCGAAGAAAUGAAGCUGUAUCUGCUCGAUAAAGAACUCCGACCUGGCAGCGACUUCCACAAAGCUGUCGGCAUCGAGAAGCCGCGAACUUUGGAAGAACUCCUCAUCAAAGCUCAAGCGUACAUCACCUACGAGGAAAGGGCCAAUCCUCCUCGAAUUGAGAAGAGCUCCAGACGCGACGACACUCCUCCUCGGCGUGGAGGAGAAAAAAGAAGGGAGGAGAGGUCCCGCGACGGCAAAGAAAAUCGAGGCCCGUUUGGGCGUUUCACGGAAUAUACCCCUCUCACAGCUCCCCGCGAGAGCAUUUGGACAGAAUGCAAAAGCAUCGAAUUCAAAGACGGCGGAGUUUGUGUUCCGAAACCAGGGGCCCCGCGGCCGGGAGCAGACAAAUCCAAAUGGUGCAAGUACCAUAAAUCUUAUGGGCAUCUGACCGAAGAUUGUGUCCACCUAAAAGACGCAAUCGAAACACUCAUCAAGGAGGGACGCCUCUCGAAAUACACCAAAAGAGGUUAUGCUCCUCGGAAAGAUAAUGCACUUUCGGGGUAA